Molecule: messenger RNA, 2541 nt
Organism: Capsaspora owczarzaki ATCC 30864
Lineage: Eukaryota; Filasterea; Ministeriida; Capsasporidae
Exons: 1
Coding region: 1-2541 (846 amino acids)
Source: RefSeq, a predicted model, not a curated record
AUGCAGGAAGCGGCUGAAGCGAACGUUGAGCGUCAUGGCGUGCCCAGCCCGCCACCGGUGGUGGCAACCAAUGCCAAUAACGCUGCCACGGAAGACCAGCCGCGUCCUGAUGCUGCGGCUGCUGCUGCUGCUGCUGCGUUGCCGCCGUCCGAGGCGCGUUCGGUCCCGCCAUCGACCCUCUUCUCGUCCUUCUCUGUUGCGACUCGGGCUGUGUCUGGCAGCAGCAGUGGUGCUGGUGCUGGUGGUGGUGCUGGCGGUGGCAGCCAUGAUAAGGCUGCUGCUGGUGGUGCAGCAGGUGGCCGAGCUAUGUCGCCCGUUUCUGUUUCUGCCGCCGUCCCUGCCUCGGCUGCCUCGUCGACCCACUUCACCCCGGCUGCGCUCAAGUCGAUGCGCUUUCCGCCGAUCGUCGACAUUCUGGGCUACAACCGCGACACGCGCAAGUUUCUCAUACGCUGCGAGGGGUGGUCCAACGCGCAAUGCAUCUGGGUGCGCAGGCGAAACGGGCCACUCAAGGGGCAAGACGCCUUUGUGGACAGCUGGCGCCAGCGCGGAAGCCCGUCCCAGCUCGGCGUCUUUCCCGACCUGCCCCCGCCGCCCCCACGCCAGGCACUCGGCACCAAGCGUGUGCAGCCGCGCGGCGCGGGAGCUGCGGGUGGCAAGCGCAUUGGCAGUAGCAGCAGCAGCAGCAGCAGCAGCAAGCCGGGCAUGGCGUACAACUCUUCUGGCCCCGCUUCUGCGCAUCAUGGCGAGCAGGCCCAUCCAGGAGAGCAUCCCGCGGACGACUUUAGCGACCAUGGCGAAUUUGACGACGACGACGACGACGCGGUUGAGGACGAGGACUUGAUGGACGACGAUGCAGCACUGGUGAACACGGCAGAGGCUUUGGGCGAGAAUAAGCACCACCACCACUCGGCCAUGGAGCUGACAGGUGGUGUCGCUUCGUCGCCCUCUGUCGCGGGCAGUCACCCCAUCAUCAUGACGAGUCGCUUAAUUUCGAGUGGGGGCGGGGCCAAAAAUGAGAACGGCACUACCUCUGUCGCCGUAUCGCGACAUGUUGCUGGCCCUGCAACCAGGUUGGACCCUCGCCACGCGGCGUCGCAUGCAGAUCAAGUGACGCUGUCCGACGAGUUCUACUACUAUGGCGAGGAAGACGAUUUGGGCUCGGAUGACGACAUUGACGAUUACGAUCUCGACGAGCAACCCGAUGCCGGCUUCCGGCUCGACCCUGACGAUCCGGACUGGCGCCGAGCAUCAAUGAAGCGCAAGAAACUGAUGCGUCGCGGUGGAAUGGGCGGACGAGGUGGUUCGUGGGGCGCUGCUGCGACUCGCACCCGACAUGGCGGUCGCCCCACCAACGCUGGCUCCAUCUCCUCAGCUGGCGCCUCCGCCGCCACGGGACCGCAAGACACGCCCCGUGGUGCUGCUUCGAACGUCGAUUCCUCUGAAUCUAACGAAAAGGCCGCGACUACGACUCCGCCCAGUCUGCCGAAACUCUCGAUCAGUCUCAAGCGAUCGGGUGCGCGCGCCGUCACAGCCGCCGGUAUGAACGAUCCGGACUCUUCGUUGGACCCAGCUUCCUCUGACGUUGGCGACGGUAGCACUGGCCCUGUCAAAUCAGUCGCGGCGACAACCAGCCGGACUUCGCCGUCCGAAGCUCAGUCGGCAGCGCCUGCGAGUUCCUCUCGAACAUUCAAAGUUGCUCCGACGCGAUCGCCCACCGAGAGCGCGUCAACUGUGGCAGCUGCAAAGCCGCCAGCCACUGGGUCCCCAUCCACAGGAGGCGGCGCAGCUGCUAUUCCUCCUGGAAUCGCCGCCAUCCCGACUGCAUUGCCUCCGGGAGUUGCGCCUUUCCCUGGAUGGCCGCCGUACUUCCCUAUGCCACCGCCCCAAUCGGUCGGCGUCCCGCCACCACCAGCCGCAGCUGCUGCUGUAGCCGCUGCCGCUGGAGGUGCGACUCCUGGCGCCGUUGCUCGCCCGCCGUUUCCCAUGGGCUACCCGCCCUUCCCAUACCCGCCCUUCAUGCCACCUAUGCACAGCUACACUCCGGAAGCCAUGGUGCCCUUCAUUACCGCGAUUGGCCAGGCGAUUGCCGGGCAGCGCGGAGCGAAGCGAUCAGCUCAAGAAAGCGAGGCUGACGAGCAGAGCGAGCCUGCGGCCUUGCUGGAGAGCCCUCCUCGCGUCAUCAAAAAGCCCCGCUCAGCACCCUCACAAGCGCACGUUGCGAGUCAAGCACCCUCGCCUGCGCACGCUGGCCCUCUGCAAGAGCUCGGAUUUGCUGCGGCCGUCGUGCACGCCUUCCACGCCCCAACGGAAGCCACAUAUGUCUUUAUCAUUCCGCCCGAAGACCUCUCGAAACGCAUCCAACAUGCAGUGAUUGCUGUCAACACGCUGAGCGCCGAGACUGACGAGGAUGGCCAAACGGUCGCUGAGGCGGAACCGACCCCGACUUCCAGCACGGACCCUCAGAAGCCACUUGCACCUACCCUUCCCAAGGACAAGGUGGAGCGUCAGCUGUUCACCUAUCUGAGUUCACCUAUCUGA